This is a messenger RNA of Gadus macrocephalus (Pacific cod), 5732 nucleotides long. RefSeq names its product amyloid beta (A4) precursor-like protein 1 (gene aplp1). Gene Ontology annotation, molecular function: alpha-2B adrenergic receptor binding; heparin binding; transition metal ion binding. Gene Ontology annotation, cellular component: Golgi apparatus; plasma membrane. The record is from RefSeq and is a predicted model, not a curated record. Gene Ontology annotation, biological process: central nervous system development; axonogenesis. Lineage: Eukaryota; Metazoa; Chordata; Actinopteri; Gadiformes; Gadidae.
AUAACCGCAGAUAGGGCGCUUGAAAAGGGCUUGGUUCUCUGAGUGGGAGGAGGAGAACUACAUCUUUAACAGCCCACAUUGGAGAGACCAGAGCAAGAUAUCAGCGGAGACGACGUGCACCAUAACUGGCUGGUGUAACUACGUAGCGUAUUGUGGAACUAUAUUAUACAAAAAAAUUGUCAUAAUAGCCACGAAAGAAGGCGUAAGAUGGGACCUACCAUGAUGCCUAUAUUGGUGGCUGUAAUGUCAGUUUGCAUAUGGAGCAACGUCGAGGCGCUGGCCGCCGCUGAGCUGAGCGGCCCAGGAGCCCCGGCCAUGGCCGAGGUGAACGGGCCGGGGCGCCCCCUCGUGGCCGAGCCGCAGAUCGCCAUGUUCUGCGGGCACCAGCUCCUCCACAUGAACACGGAGACGGCCCAGUGGGAGCCCGACCCCCAGGGCCGGCAGGGCUGCUUCACGCUGCCCAGCCAGAUCCUGUCUUACUGCCAGGAGAUGUACCCCACACUCCAGAUCUCCCACGUGGAGGAGUCCUCCAGCCCGGCCACCAUACCGGCCUGGUGCAAGAAGGGGUGGGGCCACUGCCAGACACGCCCCUUCAUCGUGAUGCCCUUCCGUUGCCUAGUGGGCGAGUAUGUUAGCGAGGCCCUGCUGGUUCCUGACCGCUGUCGCUUCCUGCACCAGGAGCAGAUGGACACGUGUGAGACCUACGUGUUCUGGCACAACAUCGCCAGGAGGGCCUGCACCGCCGACCCCGCCCUGGAGCUCCAUAGUUACGGGAUGCUGUUGCCGUGCGGGGAGCGGUACCGGGGGGUGGAGUACGUGUGCUGCCCGGGCCGCGGCGCCACCCGCCGCGCCGCCAGCAGCAAGGGGGACGCUGAGGGAGGGGAGGGGCCCCCCACCGGGAGCCAGACGCUCACACUGCCAGCCCCCGGGAAGACCAGCUCUGUGGCGGUGAAGGUGACCUCCGCCCCUCCCAGCCCCUCCACGGACGUGGACGACCUGGAGGAGGAGGGCGAUGCAGUGGAGGAGGAGGAGGAGGAGGAGGAGGAAGAGGAGGUGGAGGAGGAGGAGGAGGAGGGGGAGGAGGAGGUCGGGGAGAAGCCGCCGGUGAAGGAGCCAGAGGAGUAUGACUACCCCAUCGACUCGGGCCCGUACCAGGCCUCCGACUACCUGGACUCCUUCUACUACGAGAAGGGCCAGGGCCGCAAGCCCACCGCCUCCCCCCCCCGCACCAGAGGAGACAGCUUGCCGACCGCCCGUCCCACCGACGGCGUUGACGUGUACUUCGAGAUGCCCGGCGACGACAGCGAGCAUGCCAACUUCCUGCGUGCCAAGAUGGACCUGGAGGAACGCAGGAUGAAGCGCAUCAACGAGAUCAUGAAGGAGUGGGCCGAGGCAGACAAUCAGUCCAAGAACCUCCCCAAGUCCGAAAGGCAGUCGCUAAACGAGCACUUCCAGACGGUGCUGCAGACACUUGAGGAGCAGAUCGCCGGCCAGAGGCAGAAGCUGGUGGAGACCCACCUGGCCCGGGUGGUGGCCACGCUCAACAACAACAGGCGAAUGGCGCUUGAGAGCUACCUGACCGCCGUCCAGACAGCGCCCCCGCAGCCGGAGCGCGUGCUGCAGGCCCUGAAGAGGUACAUGGCCGCCGAGCAGAAAGACCGCCGCCACACGCUCAGACACUACCAGCACAUCGAGGCUGUGGACCCCCAGAAGGCCGAGCAGAUGAAGUUCCAGGUGUACACACACCUCCACGUGAUAGAGGAGAGGAUGAACCAGAGUCUGGCUCUGCUCUACAAAGUCCCCCUGCUGGCAGACGAGCUGCACCACGACAUUCAGGAGCUGGUGAAGGCAGAGCGCGGAGACAUCAGCGAGCUGAUGACCACUUCCUUCUCUGAGACGCGCACCACAGAGGAGCUACUUCCUGCCGAGAGCGAAGAGGAGAAGGACGACGAGGAAGAGGAGGAGCGGGCCUUCCAGAACAGGCCCUACCCUCCCCGCAUUGAACCUCAGCCCAAUAAGAAAGUGUCGGCCAUCGAAGAUUACGAUUACACCACAUCCGAAAGAGCCCCUACCUACGAAUACGAAGAGAAGAUCAACACCUCAGUGGAGCUAAAACAGGUUGUCUACAAGUCUCCAGAGAUCCAGAGAGAUGAGUUGCAACCGGAUGCCCUGGAGACGUUUAACCGCGGCGCCAUGGUGGGGCUGCUGGUGGUGGCGGUGGCCAUCGCCAUGGUGAUGGUGAUCAGCCUGCUGCUGGUUCGCCGGAAGCCGUACGGCACCAUCAGCCACGGCAUCGUGGAGGUGGACCCCAUGCUGACCCCGGAGGAACGCCAACUCAACAAGAUGCAGAACCACGGCUACGAGAACCCAACCUACAAGUUCUUCGAGCAGAUGAGCUAAGGGGCCCAGCGUAUCUUCCCGGUAGUCGUCAUGUCCUUUAGUCAUUUAUAUUACCCCCCCCCCCCCCCCCCCCCCCCCCGCGCGCCGCCUCCAGCCCCUCCCUCCUGCACCCCUCCUCCUCUCCUCCACAGCCUUAUCGACCCCCUCCCGCCUUCAUCCACUCCCUCCCUCCUCCACCAGGGGGAGCUCCAGCAACCCCCCCACCCCCCUUCCACGUUGUAGUUAUCAUUCAUGCUACUUUGAGGUUUCUCGGGUAAACCCGGAGGCCAAUGUAAUUGUAAAUGGACCCGCCCAUUGUCACCUGAAAUGAUCAUCUUCUCUGCUCUCUGAGGAGAGAUACACCGGACCGACAGUUAAACACACUCAAACUAAAGAAGUGUUCAUGUUGACCAGUUAAACACAUUAAAACGACAUGUUAACCUAAUGUUGAAACAGUGCCACUCAUCCUUAAGGACAUGUUAGUGUUGAACCGUUUAACGCUUUAGAGUAAAAUACAUUUUUGUUCAUUAGUAAGGUUGUUGUUAAAAUAAUUAUGUACUGAAGCUGAAAAUAUGUGUUUGUAUAGAUGACUGCGAAUGAGAAAAUGAGUGUAAAACUCACCUAGCGUAGCUGAGAGACUAGCAGCGAUAAGAAGAUACAUUGUCACGUCAAGCCCACAAAUUAGAGCUUACAUCUCACUUCUCUGAGCCAUGUGGUGGAUUACCUCUUAGACUACAACAUUUCUAUGAAGUUAACCGUGUUCAGUUUAAGUGUUUGAGACACCUAAGUUGGCUUUUGAUUCAACGUAUAGUUAAGCCGAUGAUAAAAUAACAUCCAGUGAAAUGUUUUUGGUGGUAUUUACAACAUUGGGCUCUCUGUGUUUGUGACUUACUGAAGCUGUCAUUGGUUCAUUAAUAUAUCACUUAGUUGUUGAUAGUUUUUUUUAUUCUUUAUCCUGCUGCCUGAAGACCUGUAAAACAAAAAUACCCACAAGUCCAUUCUUUUAUUGAACGCAUGAAAAUUUGGUGUACGAUACUGCUGUACUUGUGUUGUUCCUGUUAUUGCUUUUCGAGGAAUUUGGAAACGUCACCAUUCCAAAACAAAGUGUAAAUAACGUUGGCCGAAAAAAUAAGCGUACCAGUAGACUAUAAUUAUUAUACAUAUGAUUUGUAUGAUUUGUUCGCAUUGUGUAAUGGAAAAAAAAGUCGAAAAAAAUGAAAACAAAAGUGCUGUUCUGAGAGGGAGAAACAUUUCUCCUAACAUGGCUGAUUGCAAACGGACUGUUGUAAAAACCAGCACAACGACACAGUUACUUCUGACUGAAUGUACUUAGGGAAAAGCGGUGAGAAUCACCUUUUGAUUUGGAGUAGUUGCGUCCCGUGCAUCGUAGAAACCCCCACACACACGUAGUAGUAGGCUAGUAGUAGUAGUAGUGCAGCCCACCUCGGGGCCCCCCAGAGAAGGUCCUGCAUGCCUGAGGGCCCCGGGUCCUGGACCGCAGCACCGGGGGGUCCCUUACAUCCCCUGGAGGUAACCCGUGUCCCUCUGACACGAGCAUAGGCGCGUCACCGGGCGUGGCCGGGCUUGGUCGGCCAUAGCGAUGGCCCCACCCGUUGUUCCGUGGAACGAUCAAACCCAUGGUUCACGUACGAGAAUAAGAGGCGAACGUGGGGGACAAAAAACGAUUCCAUUGCUUCAUUUGAGGCUUUCCAAAACUGGGAGCAAUGGUGUGUGGCGGUGGUCUCCGAUCGAGCUCCACAGCCCCCAGCCCAUCGACUCGUAGUGACUCACACCUGAUGAUCAAAUAGAAAACCGACGAGCGACAUGUAGGACGCUGUCCAUACCCCGCAGUGAGUCAAGAGGGGCUCUUUUUAAAAACCAGCUAACGCUAUCAGCUGAUUGGUCUGUUGACCUCGUCGCUCGAGGGAAGGCCUUCUGUCGUUAUUGUUGAUGAUGCAACAACCUCCGAUUCAUUUGGUCCGAUAAACAAAAAAACAAUCGAGAGAAUCUUAAUUCCAUUCCUACGUUCAGCCUUUAAUCAUAACCGUUUGGGGGGUUGGGAGGGGGGGGGGGUAUUUUUCUUCCCACGUUGUCAUAGUCACCUUAUAAGCCGGAGUAAUCAUUUGGUUAGGGCUGCAUCAUCACUUCAUUGAUCAGGAUCACGACAGAGAAAGGGAGGAAAUCAUUCUUGUAUAAUUUGUACAGCUUCGUUAGUGAAUGAAAAUGUAUCACAGUGUACUUCAGUGGAUCUUGCAUUGAUACUGAAGGGAUAGCUGAGAAUAAGCUUGCCUAUUUUAUCCCCUAACCACCGACGGUUUCCUACCAGCAUUUAGCAGACGUAGAACGGUGUAUAUUGUAGUUCAACAACAGCGUAUAUUGUAGUUCAACAACAGCGUAUAUUGUAGUUCAACUACGGUUUAUUGUAGUUCAACAACAGCGUAUGUUGUAGUUCAACAACAGCGUAUAUUGUAGUUCAACUAUGGUUUACAUUGUAGUUUAACUACGGCCUAUGUUGUAGUUUAACUACGGUGUACAUAGUAGUUCAACAACAGCGUAUAUCGUAGUUCAACAACAACGUUUAUUGUAGUUAAACUACAGCGUGUGUUGUAGUUCAACAACAGCGUAUAUUGUAGUUCAACAACAGCGUAUGUUGUAGUUCCUCUAUGGUGUAUAUUGUAGUUUCACUACGGCAUAUGUUCUAGUUCAACUACGGCGUAUAUUGUAGUUCAACUACGGCGUAUAUUGUAGUUAAACUAUGGUGUAUGUGAUAGUUUUACUCACAUUUGUAUGUUUGUCCUGUCAAAUUCAAUACUCCUUUUUGAUUGCUGUUCUCUUCCUUCCCCGAUGAAAUAUAACAGUAGUUAUUACAAUUUUAAUUGCUGCAUUAUUGCCUUUUACAAUGCUGUGUUUUGGAUGUAAUUAAUAUGUAUUUUUUAUUUAUAUGUAAUAAUAAAUUGGAUCAAGGGUCAAGCAUUUGCAACUGUACUGUAGGAUAUAGAACUGUAUAUUAAAUCAUACAACGUUGACCUUGUGAAACCGAACAGGUCGAGAGCCGCCAUCCAAUUGAAAAGGUAAAAAGCACAACUCCAGAAAUUAAUCCAACAGAACGUGUGUGCAGGCUGCUUACAGGCUGCUCACAUGAAAACCAAACUCUCCGGUGAGGCUGCGUCUCCUCUGUCUGCUUCCUCCAAAACAUCCAUGGUAUAGAGAUGUCCUUAUUUUGGCUCAUGAAAACCAAAAACAAUCUCAUUUGGCAAAAUUGUUCAUGUAAUUGUAAUAGCAACAGAUAUUAAACACUGAAAUGUGAUGAUGCUCUUCAAAAAUGUAAUAAAAUUUACAAAUGGCCCGUGAAA